AGUCAACCUUGGAAGCCUUGUAACACAACAACGUCUGUAACAACAACAAUUGUGCGAUAGCCAAACUCUCCUCCUCUCAUUUACUUGGUCUCUUGCGACACAUACUCAAGUCAUCACUGUAACAAUUCGAGACUGUUAGAAGACCAUUUUGGCGUUUGCACCCAAUCUCGGCCUCGCCCAAGUUCCCAGACGCCUCCUUUCACGGCGUGCGCGCCACCAAGAGGAAAAAAGGCGUGACCUUCGAAUCACGGCCAGAACAUAUUUCAAAAUUCCACAUAUUUCCGGGAGAAAACCAUCGUUACGCCUUCUUUAGCAAAAAGCUUGACGAGAAAGCGCCAUUCGUGCAAUCUCUUCUCACACGACUUCCAAAGUGGGCAAAGAGAGGACCGUUCCCUCCUCGAACACCACCUCGUCAUGGCGACCAUAAUAGCGGCAGCACUGCCACCGCCGCCAACCAAUGGCGGCGGUCAACUCCCUACAACAUUCGACGCGCCCACCGCCGGCCUCAGCAGCGAUGAAAUGGCCUUGUAUGAUCGUCAAAUCCGUCUCUGGGGCGCACAAGCUCAGGAAAGGAUCCGAUCGGCCAACAUCUUACUCGUAUCCUUGCGCGCUCUAGGGACGGAAGUGGCCAAAAGCUUGACCUUGGCGGGGGUGUGUUCGCUCACAAUUGUGGACGAUACGCCUGUCAUGGAAGAGGACAUUGGCGUGGCGCAGUUCUUUCUGAGGGCGGAGGAUGUGGGCAAACCGCGUGCUGAAGCGGCUCUUCCGCGAAUUCAAGAUCUCAAUCCUCGCGUGCUUGUCAAAUCAGGCGGUGGUCUCUCCACUCUACUCAUGCAAGAUCAGAACUACUACGCACCUUUUGACUGCGUCAUAGCCUGUGACCACGACAGCGCCACUCUAUCCAUGAUCAACACCGCCGCACGUUUCGCCGCCCGCCCCUUCUACGCCGGUGGCAUUCACGGGUUUUACGGGUACAUUUUCGCCGAUCUCGUCGUACAUGAAUACAUCAUCGAGCGCGAGAAAUCCAACAUGCCCAAUACCAAUCCGCGCCUUGAAACUCUCACACGCUCCAUCCUCAACGUCACCAACCGCAAAGAAUCCAGCGGCAAACAAACCGAGAUUGUGAAAAAGCAAGAAAUCUACUGCCCCCUCAUCCUCGCCAACACCGCGCCUCUAUCUCCAGACAUCCUCUCCUCGCGGCGCAAGCUCAAAUCCGUACCAGCCCUCCUCCCCUGCCUCCGUGCCCUCUUCGACUUCCAAACCGCCUUCGGCCGCAGCCCGAACCACACCGGCGCCGACAUCGCCACCUUCACCACCCUCGUCAAGCAAAAGUCUUCUGAACUCCAACUACCCGCGGAGACCCUGCAACCCAGCUUCCUGCGGUCCUUCCUGCAGAAUCUCUCCGCCGAACUCCCUCCGACCGCGGCUUUCGUCGGCGGGCGCCUCAGCGAGGACGUGAUCAACGUGCUCGGCAAACGCGAGCAGCCCAUCCAGAAUUUCGCCCUCUUCGACGGCGACGCUCUUUCCGGCAGGAUCUUCUCCCUCUACACCGCGCCCCCGGAACUGGCGGUCCCGGGGUCCAUGGGAAUCCUUGACCCGGCGAUCGCGGCGGCCGUCGCGGGCGCCUCGCCCGAGGAGCUGGAGAGGAUGGCCAAGGGCGAAUUUCCGAUCCCGAACGCGGCGGCGGCGGUCGCGGGGCAGCAGCAACAGCAGUAAACGUCACAGUGUUUUUCAUGCUAAGGAAACGGUAAAGACGGGACAAUCUGAGGAUGAAACAGGUAAGUUGCGACGGAUGCCACGAGGAGCGCCACACCGAGAAGCGCAAGAGGAAUAUGUAAAUGAUAUUGUGCGAAAUCUUUUUCCGAAGCUCCUUCAUCUUCUGAAACAUCUGAUCGAUCCAUGACGGGAGAGAGUUUGCAUUCACUACUGUAAAACCUGACACGCUCUCGAAUACACAGACGGUACCGAAACCUCAAGGGAUAUCCCCAUUUGACGUUUCAUGUCCUAUUCGGCUAGCAGAAGAGGCCUUUCAUCUUUUGAAAGAUCUCUGUCCAUCAGAGAAUCAAAAGGAUAGAUGUCGAGCGUCUCUGGAACUCAUCCCAAAAGAGCAUGGUGCUUUUCGACUUCAAACAGCCUGGCGACGUUGCGUGCAUGUUUCUGCGUGAAUGCAACAGCCAUGCGAUCAGUGUAUCCCGU
Messenger RNA from Dissoconium aciculare CBS 342.82, 2196 nucleotides. RefSeq lists its product as uncharacterized. Bases 415 to 1716 code for a protein of 433 amino acids. Lineage: Eukaryota; Fungi; Ascomycota; Dothideomycetes; Mycosphaerellales; Dissoconiaceae. The transcript has 2 exons. Gene Ontology annotation, molecular function: SUMO activating enzyme activity. Gene Ontology annotation, cellular component: cytoplasm; SUMO activating enzyme complex. The record is from RefSeq and is a predicted model, not a curated record. Gene Ontology annotation, biological process: protein sumoylation.